CUAAAAUCAGUUGACACGAAAACACGAGUAAAUAUUUAAAGAUUGCGAAAAUGCGCCGUAAAUUACCUAAAACUCAGUGAACUGUGUCAACCCCGGCAUUGUGCGCGUGUUCGUCACGAAGCUGUUGUUACAGCUCCAAAUUGAUGUAACUUCAUUGUGAAUAUGUAAAUCUCCAAUUUGAACAGUCGUGAUUUCCCUGAUGACCAUUUUUUCGGCCCAAACAAACGCAUAAAUAUUCAAAGCGUGAUCAUUGAAAGUUUCAGUUGUGGAAACACGCUUCAGCAAUUAACAAUCAGAGACAUAACGAUGCUGUGAUCCAACCAAUAAUGUUACUCGUUCCACUGAUCCUGUUUCUUCAAAUCGCGGACCAAGCAAACUCACAAACACAAAAAGAAAAUACUAAUCCUUGUGGACAACUAUACCUAACCCAAUCACCAAACAAAAAAAAGAACAUCCAACUGAACUGGAACUUCAACUGUGAUGACCCUCCUGACACGAUUUUGCUUACUUUGAAUGACAUAAGGACCAACCCCAACGCCCAAGUCCUUUACACUAUUCUUCCCAGAUCGGUUUUCAGAGGGUACCACGAGACGCCCUUCACCCUCAAAGAUGCCCCUUUUCCUGGAAACUGGACCGAAGAUAACUCAAACCCGGAUUUAAACGCUGGGUGUUUCGACUAUUACAUAGCGAGUGCUAAAGGUGAUAAAAUAAUUCACUCUCAAUGUCUUUCGAUUCAGCCGACGUGGAUGUCAAACUUCGGGGACUUACGAAUCGGGGACUUAAUGAUACCAGGGACUCACAAUUCAGGUGCUUGGAAAGGCGCACCUCUACUAAUCCGGAACUAUGUCUUAAACCAGGACAAGAGUAUAUGGCAACAGCUGGUCUAUGGUAUUCGAUAUUUUGACAUACGAGUGGGACGCUAUGGCAACACAUCAGACGGUUCUAGAUUGUACAUCAACCACGCUUUCAUCAAGUGCACCGAACUCCUACCAGAACUCCAAAGCGCGGCCACCUUCAUCAGAAAAUCACCCAAAGAAGUGAUCAUUUUGGACUUCCACAGAUUUCCUUACCCCAAUGAUUUUAAAAUACAAUAUCACAAUGAAGUGGUAAGGAUGAUACAGAGCGUUUUUGGGGACUUGAUAUACCCGUUCUAUAGAAUGACGCACACAAGAGGGCCUAAAUUGAAGGAAUUUUGGUUGACUAAGCAGCGCGUCGUAAUAGCACACAGAAAUAAAGAAAUGAGUAGAGUGGCUACUUUUCUCUGGCCUUCUGUGGCCAGAGACUGGGGGGAUGUUCAGAAAGUUCAAGAUCUUGAAACGUAUGUCAAGUACGUGAGUGAGUCGGCGGCUCCGGGGAAUCCCAUGAGGGUUUUGAUGGCCGAACUGACGCCGAGUUACGUUUCGGUUUUGAAACACGUGACCCGGAAUUUGAAGGAUCUGGCUGUUAUGGUGAACAGGGAGCUCUCUGAUUGGGUGCGACAAAACAACAGGUCGGCUAAUUUGAAUAUAGUGGCGACUGAUUUUUUUACGGGUAAUGAUAUAAUAAAUGUGGCAAUCGAGAGUAAUUUUAAAAGGUUGACUAAUUUUUAUACGUGAUUUUGUGUGGUUUUACAGGUAGUUGAGUUAUUGUAAA
Messenger RNA from Zophobas morio, 1632 nucleotides. Its product is annotated as PI-PLC X domain-containing protein 1-like. Gene Ontology annotation, molecular function: phosphoric diester hydrolase activity. NCBI's taxonomy places the organism in Eukaryota, Metazoa, Arthropoda, Insecta, Coleoptera, Tenebrionidae. The coding region runs from base 327 to 1595 and encodes 422 amino acids. Gene Ontology annotation, biological process: lipid metabolic process. The transcript is spliced from 8 exons. The record is from RefSeq and is a predicted model, not a curated record.